This is a messenger RNA of Nematolebias whitei (Rio pearlfish), 1651 nucleotides long. It is a transcript of the gene snx5, whose product is annotated as sorting nexin 5. Gene Ontology annotation, molecular function: phosphatidylinositol binding; dynactin binding. Gene Ontology annotation, cellular component: endosome. The coding region runs from base 76 to 1272 and encodes 398 amino acids. The transcript is spliced from 13 exons. Lineage: Eukaryota; Metazoa; Chordata; Actinopteri; Cyprinodontiformes; Rivulidae. The record is from RefSeq and is a predicted model, not a curated record. Gene Ontology annotation, biological process: pinocytosis.
AAGACGGCUUCCUGCAUAUAGUUUUAUAUAGUUUGGCCUCAUUUUCUUUGCCAUUUUGUAGAUUUCAGUCCCAUUAUGUCAUCCCUAGACGAAUAUAGUAACGACAAGCUGCGCUCUGUGUCUGUGGACUUGAACAACGAUGCGUCUCUUCUCAUUGACAUUCCUGAUGCGCUCUGUGAAAGGGACAAGGUCAAGUUCACAGUCCAUACAAAGACAACUCUUAGCUCCUUCCAGAAGCCGGAGUUCUCUGUUCCCAGGCAGCAUGAAGACUUCAUCUGGCUGCAUGACACUCUGGUUGAAACUGAGGACUAUGCAGGUUUAAUAAUCCCUCCAGCACCCCCAAAGCCUGAUUUUGAAAGCCCAAGAGAGAAGAUGCACAAACUGGGUGAAGGUGAAGCCACUAUGACGAAAGAGGAGUACACUAAAAUGAAGCAGGAGCUGGAGGCUGAAUACCUGGCUGUGUUCAAGAAAACUGUCCAAGUGCAUGAAGUCUUCUUGCAGAGAUUGUCCUCCCACCCUGUUUUAAGCAAAGACAGAAACUUCCAGAUUUUCUUAGAGUAUGACCAGGAUCUCAGUGUGCGGAGAAAGAAUGCAAAGGAAAUGUUUGGGGGAUUCUUUAAAAACAUGGUGAAGUCAGCUGACGAGGUUCUCAUCUCAGGAAUAAAGGAAGUUGAUGACUUUUUUGAGCAGGAGAAGACAUUUUUGCUCGACUACUACAGCAAGAUAAAAGAUUCCACUACCAAAGCAGAGAAGAUGACCCGUUCACACAAAAAUAUUGCAGACGACUACAUUCACAUUUCUGCCACGUUAAACAGCAUUUGUGCUGAAGACAGUACAGCCAAUAAGAAAAACCUGGAGAAGUUGUCAGAACUGUUUGAGAAGCUCAGAAAAGUGGAAGGGAGAGUUGCAUCUGACCAGGAGCUGAAACUCACAGAGCUGCUGAGAUACUACAUGAGGGACAUCCAGGCUGCUAAGGACCUUCUUUACCGGAGAGCCCGGGCGUUAGCUGACUAUGAGAGCUCUAACAAGGCCUUGGAUAAAGCUCGACUGAAGAGCAAAGACAUCCCCCAGGCAGAGGAACACCAGCGGCAGUGCCUGCAGAAAUUCGACAAGCUCUCUGAAUCUGCAAAAAAAGAACUCACCAGUUUCAAGGGCAGACGAGUUAUGGCCUUCAGGAAGAACCUCGUAGAAAUGGCUGAGCUCGAGAUAAAACAUUCCAAGAACAGCGUGGUUAUAUUGCAAGGCUGCAUCGACCUGCUCAAGAGCAACUGACCAGUUUUCAACUGUUCGAUCGUUACGAUGUGACCAAACGGAAACCGGACCUUCCUGGGCGCCAGCGUCGACGGACUCUGAGCUCCGUGUCUGCUCUCACCUGGGGCUGUUUUCAAACCCUACGAGAUACUUUAUUUUGUAAGCACAACGUCUUCAUGUUUACAGAGUCUUUGUCCUUCACUCUGUGGUCCAUCCUUCUUCGUUAAUGUGGAGGUCCAGCUCGAUGUUGAAGCUCGUCAACAUUAAGGUCUUCCAUGAUUAAAUAGCCCUAAUGGAUGUGAUGUUUUUCACUUUAUUAUUUUUGUGCACCUAAUGCUUCCCCUCGACUUUUUUGAUCACAUCUCUUCUCCUACUCAGACUCUAACUUCCUUCCGCCCUU